Messenger RNA from Drosophila albomicans, 1732 nucleotides. RefSeq names its product fork head domain-containing protein FD4 (gene fd96Ca). The record is from RefSeq and is a predicted model, not a curated record. Gene Ontology annotation, biological process: regulation of transcription by RNA polymerase II; cell differentiation; anatomical structure morphogenesis. Gene Ontology annotation, molecular function: DNA-binding transcription factor activity, RNA polymerase II-specific; RNA polymerase II cis-regulatory region sequence-specific DNA binding. The transcript has a single exon. Lineage: Eukaryota; Metazoa; Arthropoda; Insecta; Diptera; Drosophilidae. Bases 246 to 1469 code for a protein of 407 amino acids.
UUCCUUUCGCUGUUCCUGUUACGUCUUAUCCAAAUACGUCGAAGUAUUUUUAUUUGCACAACCAACUUUGCCGUCGCAAUGUUGCAACAAUUUCCACACACAAUGAAAAUCAAUUUGCCAACUCGCAAUAACAAGUAUUUUGUGUUUACGCUAAAUGUGCAACUCUAUAAAUAAAUCAUUAACAAUAGCAACAAUUGCUAGUGCAAAUACAUAGGAUCGUAAAUAAUCGGAAAGUAUUAAAUAUAAUGCCAAGACCCUCGCGAGAAUCGUACGGCGAUCAAAAGCCGCCUUACUCGUACAUCUCGCUGACGGCCAUGGCCAUCUGGAGUUCACCGGAAAAGAUGCUACCUCUGAGCGAUAUCUACAAAUUCAUCACCGAUCGAUUUCCCUACUAUCGCAAGAAUACGCAACGCUGGCAAAAUUCACUGCGUCACAAUCUCAGCUUCAACGAUUGCUUCAUCAAGGUGCCCCGACGUCCGGAUCGACCCGGCAAAGGGGCCUAUUGGGCACUGCAUCCGCAGGCCUUCGAUAUGUUCGAGAACGGAAGUUUGUUGCGGCGUCGCAAGCGUUUCAAGCUGCACAAGAACGACAAAAAUCUGCUCAACGAGGAACUGACGGCACUCGCGAAUCUGAAUCGCUUCAUUUUCACCGCACGCUCCGGGUCUCAAGUGCCGCCCAUGGAUUUGGGCGUAGAACCUGCGGCGGCGAUGAUGCCACAUCAUGCGGCAAGUCGCGUUUCGCCCUCCAUUGCCACGCAUCUUCCGCUGACGCCAGGACACAGCCUGCAGCACUCGCAGGCGCGAUAUCUAGAGGACAUGACGCUGCUCAAUCUGCGCUCCACAACAACGACGAUGGCGACGACCAACUUGGAUGUGGAGGGCACAAGCAGCUAUCGACCCAAGCGUUCAUUCACCAUCGAGAGCUUGAUCACGCCCGACAAGCCGGACCAAGUCUCUGAGGAGGAGCAGGAGCACGACAUCGAUCCGGAUCAGGACCAGGACAACGAUGACGACGAUGAUCGCACCGACAUCGAUGUCGUCGAGUGCGGCAACAGCAGCUAUACCACAAAUGCCAGCAGUUGUUAUCCAGCACGCACCUCAUCCGCCGACUGUCUAUCGAUAACUCUGCCCCCGAUUCGCAGCGAGGAUCAGCGGCAACGCCCCCUGCCGCCUCUGCACACCAUCACCGCCUCGGCGCAUCUGCCAUUCCUGCACUACGCAGCCGGAGUGAAUGUCUCGGGUCUAGGAGUUGGAGCUGGGACCAUACAAUCGUCAUCCGCGGCGGGGGGAUUAUCGGCGACAUCCUACGAUCUGGCCAUGACGCAUCCGCUGCUGAUGAUGUCGACGCCAAUUGGCAACCUGCACAGCAGCUACUGCAACAAUUUUCCUAUCAUACCACCGCCGCAAUCGUAUCGAGGACCAGGACCGGAAGUUCAAAGUAGAAUAAGCUCUGGUAUGCGAACGAUAUAAACGAUCAUCUUGUCGUUGUACAUAUAAACGUAGUUCCUUUCGUCAGUAGUAGGGCCUAAUACUUAAACACUCAAUCGAAUACAAAUAGAAAUACAAAUACAUUUAGAGAUACGAGUACUUAGACUAUAUGUAUACACUCCUUUUAUUUAUUAAUGUAUCACAAAAACACACGCAGAGAGAAGAAAAUCUGAUUUAACCAAUACCAUUUGUUAUAAACUGAUACUACGAAGAACAAAAUUAAAUUAAUGAAUUCUUUUCAGAAU